AUGAGUAUCUCGCCUCCUCCCACACCCCCAUCAAGGGCGGUAACGGACGAUGAGUGGAGGUUCGAGACUGUCACACUACCAUGUGAGUGGGUCGAGGAUUACCAUCCAGGUGGCUAUCACCCCGUCGUCCUCGGUGACGUCUUCAACAACGGUCAGUACAAGGUCAUCCGGAAGCUCGGUGAGGGCUCAUACUCAACGGUCUGGCUCGCCUGUGACCUGAGGAAUGGCGGAUAUGUCGCUCUAAAGAUUCUUGUGGCCCAACUGCCUGAAUCGACAGCCGAGCUACACAUCCUACGACACAUCACUGGAACAGCACCGACAGAAGCUGCGAAGCAUGUCACGAGAUUGCUAGGCGAGUUUGAGCACCAUGGUCCGAAUGGCGUCCACAAAUGCCUAGUAUUUGAGCCCAUGGGUCCGAAUGUGAAUUCAAUGGUCGAGGAGCUGCCACAAUUCAAACCACGGAUGUUUGGGAUGAAGGUACGGUAUCCGCUCUGGAUGGCGAAAGGCAUUCUGAAGCAAUCAUUGGAUGCUUUGACGUUCCUGCAUCGGAAUGGUAUCGCGCAUGGAGAUUUUCAACCAGGAAACAUCCUCUUCACUUUAAAGGAUCUCCGCUCCACACCCGAAGACGUGCUCCGACAAGAGGAAGAUGUAGAAGCUGAGUCAAUCUCGCCUCCAGUACAGAGACUGGAUGGCAAGGAAGAUAAAUGGGCGCCUCGGUAUCUAUGCGUUGCGCAGUCUAUCACAUAUUUCUUUGCAAGUCCCCCAACAAACACCGUCACUCCUCUCGGCCUUCGGGCUCCUGAGCUCAUUCUUACCGGAGUCGUUAAUAACACCCUUGAUGUUUGGAGUUUUGGUUGCCUUGUUUUUCAGCUCAUCACUGGAGAGCCGCUCUUCUGCGUUCCACCAUCCGAGUAUGAAGAUGAUGAUCAUCUUCUCUCCCUUACAGAACGGCUCGGUGCCCUCCCCGAUGAGUUAUAUAGACAUUGGAAGACCUCCUCACUCUACUUUACGCCCGAUAGGAAGCUGUCCAAUUGUCAGAUUGGGGCAGUCGAUCCAGGAGAGGAACCGCAUAUGGUAGAACAGAUAUCCAUGGAGGAGCAAUUCGAUUCGGCGGAGCCCGAUAUUGAUGAGAAGGAAGCCGACGAAGUGAAGACACUCAUUCGAUGGAUUCUACAAUAUGAUCCUGCAAAGAGGCCAUCUCCGGAAGAGAUUCUGUCUCAUCCAUGGUUCCGUAACAUUGGUGCUGGGCGCAUUUAA
This is a messenger RNA of Aspergillus welwitschiae, 1257 nucleotides long. RefSeq names its product serine/threonine-protein kinase. The transcript is spliced from 4 exons. Gene Ontology annotation, molecular function: protein kinase activity; ATP binding. Bases 1 to 1257 code for a protein of 418 amino acids. Gene Ontology annotation, biological process: spliceosomal complex assembly; protein phosphorylation; regulation of mRNA processing. The record is from RefSeq and is a predicted model, not a curated record. Lineage: Eukaryota; Fungi; Ascomycota; Eurotiomycetes; Eurotiales; Aspergillaceae.